Messenger RNA from Fomitopsis serialis, 897 nucleotides. RefSeq lists its product as uncharacterized. The transcript has 5 exons. The coding region runs from base 1 to 897 and encodes 298 amino acids. Lineage: Eukaryota; Fungi; Basidiomycota; Agaricomycetes; Polyporales; Fomitopsidaceae. The record is from RefSeq and is a predicted model, not a curated record.
AUGUCGAACAACCAGGACAAUGGCAACUCCGACCUGAUGCUACUCUCGAACGAGGUCGUCCGAGUGUUGGCAAGCGAGUCGAAAAGGUUAAGGGACAAGGUAGCCAUUCUGGAAGCUGAAAACGAGUCACUCAAAACCAAGACCCGUGAUGCAGAGGAUAGAGGCGAUGGCCUAGCAGUAAAGUAUGAUGAAUUGAAGGCAUCAAGCAACAAGACCGAAGGGGAGAUCAUCCGCCUUCAAAAGCAGCUACUAGACACGGUGGAAAGUCUGCGGCUUACCACUGAAAAACUGGUGGAGAAGAAACAGAUGGUUUUGCUGGCUGAAUCGCGUUCCUACAGAGUCAAGGACGAACUUGAUGAAGCUUCGCACCAGCUAUUGACCGAACGGCUUGAGCAUAGCUACAAACUGCAAUCCUUGAAUGCGCAGCUCGCGGGAUUGAAGUCCGAGUACCGAGAGCCCAUCAUUCCGGACGGGUCCGCCACCAAGGAGCUUGGCCCUGUCUCUGACCCGGGCCCCAGUUCUUUGGGAGUGAAUCGGAACAAUGAUGCUGGUGCAGCCGUUGUUCCCACUGGUGCAUCUACCGUUCCCGCUAGCGCAUCCGUUGUUCCCGCUGGUGCAUCUGUCGUUCCCAAUGGCAGCCGGAGGCGAGCUACCCCCGAUGUCGUCGUGGGCAUGAUGUCGGGGACCUCCAUCUACCGUGACCCUGACCAUCCAGUUGCUAAACACUUUCGAGAGCGUGUACUCCGUGAGGAGGAAUUCUUCGUUGGCUGCUGUGGACUAGAGAGGGUCGAUUACGAUGUCCGCAUUGAGCGAGCGUUAGUAGCGCGUAGCCAGAAGUCCGCACUCAAGCGCAAGUCGGGUGAAAAGCACAGUCAAAGCCAGAAGAAGCGAAAAUAA